Messenger RNA from Lathyrus sativus (Indian pea), 243 nucleotides. NCBI's taxonomy places the organism in Eukaryota, Viridiplantae, Streptophyta, Magnoliopsida, Fabales, Fabaceae. The record is from the annotation of a GenBank genome assembly.
AUGGCAGAUAGAGGUGAGAUUGAACGUGUAUUCAAACGCUUCGACGUGAACGGCGAUGGCAAGAUCUCUUUGUCUGAGUUUACUGAUGCUCUCAAAGUGUUAGGGUUAACCUCACAGGAUGAAGUUCAGCGUAGAAUGUCAGAGAUUGAUAAAGAUGGUGAUGGCUCUAUUACACUUGAAGAGUUAGCUGACUUUCAAAGUGCUCAUCCUAACUUGAUGCUUGAUAUCAUGAAGAAACUCUAA